Molecule: messenger RNA, 3000 nt
Organism: Mobula hypostoma (lesser devil ray)
Lineage: Eukaryota; Metazoa; Chordata; Chondrichthyes; Myliobatiformes; Myliobatidae
Gene: gid4
Product: GID complex subunit 4 homolog
Exons: 6
Coding region: 211-831 (206 amino acids)
Biological process (GO): proteasome-mediated ubiquitin-dependent protein catabolic process; protein targeting to vacuole; protein catabolic process in the vacuole
Cellular component (GO): GID complex
Source: RefSeq, a predicted model, not a curated record
UGGGCCAAUGAGAAAUGGCGAUGUUAUCCCCGUGAGUCAGAAGCUGAUUGCGGCCAUCUCGCGUUGUCAGGGGUUGUGAAGGAGAAGCGGCUUUGGGGACUGUGACUGAGUAAUUCCGAUUCACGGCUGAACCAUCCCUUUCCCCCUUUCUCCCCGCCCUUUCCCCCUUUUUCUUCGCUCUCAGGGGGUGGGCCGGGGCGACAUCGCGAGAUGCCGGUCCGCACCGAGGCGGCCUCACUCAUCCCGCCGCCUCCCAUCAACACUCAGCAGCCCGGAGUCGCCACCACACUCCUGUACAGUGGCUCCAAGUUCAGGGGACACCAGAAAAGCAAAGGCAACUCGUAUGAUGUGGAGGUGGUAUUGCAGCAUGUUGACAUGGAAAACUCUUUUCUCUGUGGAUACCUAAAGAUCAAAGGGCUCACCGAGGAAUAUCCAACUCUUACUACUUUUUUUGAAGGAGAAAUCAUCAGUAAAAAACAUCCAUUUUUAACAAGAAAAUGGGAUGCAGAUGAAGAUGUAGAUCGAAAACAUUGGGGGAAAUUCUUGGCAUUUUACCAAUAUGCAAAAACAUUUAACUCAGAUGAGUUUGAUUAUGAAGAAUUAAAGAACAGUGACUUUGUCUUCAUGAGGUGGAAGGAACAAUUUUUGGUCCCUGAUCACACAAUCAAAGACAUCAGCGGUGCUUCCUUUGCAGGCUUUUAUUACAUUUGCUUCCAAAAAUCCACAGCUUCAAUAGAGGGCUAUUACUAUCACAGGAGUUCCGAAUGGUAUCAGUCUUUAAAUCUGACACAUGUCCCUGAACACAGCACUCCGAUCUAUGAGUUCCGGUGACAUUCAUCAAUGCAAUCUGCCUCAGACAUUUGAAGGAAGAGAGUUGACAAACAGUGGAGCUGUUGAGAGAGUAGAGAGAGAAAAGUGUUCUGUAACAAUGAGAACAAUUGUUUCUCUGCUGCUGACAGACCGAUCACAACAUGAUGAGGAGCUCGAGCAUCAAUAAUCCAAUCGAAGUGCAUGACUGUUGGAGCUUGUGUUCACCAAGCAAAAGAAAACUCCAUUUUAAUCUCAUUUUUAAUGAUAAUUUAAAUGGCACUUACAGAUUUUCAAUUUAGAUCUCUGAUUUAUAAAGUUCUUCUUGUAUUUCUAACUUGUUGUACAUGAACUGGCAAUGAGCCAGUAGUGUGAGAGCUGUGUGCUAUUGUGCUUUCGUUUCUUCCCUUUUUUUUUGCUGAUGCUAUUUUUAUACAUUGCUAAUCAAGCUUGAACUCUUUAGAUGGCAGUGGUCCUUUUUAUCUAUGCUGCUGGUGCUGUUGCACAUGUUCUGUAUUAGGGUUUUUAUGGGAGAACAGAAGUGGCCUUAUCUUAACAGAGCAAUUGUUUAGAUACCACAAAACAGUAUCGGAGGGAGAAGUAAAGUUUAAAAUAAAAUGCUCCAUUGAAUUAAAAAAAACUGAUCUUUGUAAGACUCAAGUUGUAUAGAGCAUUUUGAAAUGACAUGCCUGGCAGUGUUAGUAAGGCCUUUGACCUAACCAAGCAGUUAUAAAGAAUAAAUCAAACCUUUUGAAAGCAGUUGCCAGGCUAUAGCUUUGUAAUUUCCAGUUAACACAUGCUGUGUGUGGAGUUUGAGGUUUUUUUUUGUGAAUGUAUCUGGGGUGUGUGUUGUUGGUGCUAUCUCAGCUGUUCAGAAGGAUAUUGUGUGCCUUUAAUGAUAAUACACAAGGAAUUACAGAAAUAUUCAAUUUACAAUACAUCAGUAGGAAAUUCCAUGCACAGUAUAUUGCUCAUUUUGAGGUUGUGGUUACAGGCUAUCAUGACUCCCUCCAAGGAAAGCCUUUGCGCAAACCCUUUUGGGGGAAAGUAUUGGAUCAAGAGUUUUAACAUUAAGUAUACAUAAAGUCAGAACAAAUCCACUGUUAAUCUGACUAUGGGUCAAACUAGCGAGAUGCUGGUGGAUGUUGCACUUGAAUAGUGGAUAUGGGAGAAAGAAGAUUUUCCAAAUUGUACAGCCUAUUUAAUUUAAAAAAAAAAUAAAUGUUUUAACAAAAUUGGUGCAAGAUUUUUUUUCCAGGUAGUCGUAUUUUCAUGACAAAAUGUAAGAUGUUAACUUUCUCUGACACAUUGAGAAACCCCACUGCGCCUUUAUGAAAUUCUAAAUAUAGCACCAUAUUAUAUCUAAAUCUAAUAGCUAUAAUUGGAUUUCAUUGAACAAGAUGGCAAUAGUUACAAUUUUGUAGUCAGCAAUUCAUCUGAUUUAAUGGAUGUUUUAACAUUCAAAAUGAUAUUUGAGGUGGCAUCUGUUGUGUAAGAUUUUAAAAAAUGUAGCUAUCUCAAUCCAGUGAUAUCAGAGAAAUAUAGUGCCAUCAUUUUUACUGUGUAUUUUGCACCAGCUUUUUUGUCCAUUCAUUAAUUUGUUAAAUCUUGAUAAAUGCUUUACCGAUUUGCCAAGAGAGAUGAUAAUGUGUGUACAUGUGUUUGUUUGAGAGUAAAUAGAAAGAGGAAUAUUAUCUACAGAUCAAGAUUAUGUUUGGAUUAAGGAGGUAGCAAAGCUUCUCCUGAAAUAUCCAUAUGGACUUUAAUUUUUGAACCCUAAUCUGAAAGUGAGGGCAGUGUUUUGCUUUAUACCAUCCCAAUACUUUUGAAAAAUAGGAUUAUUUCAUUUCACAUAAUUCAAGACUUCCUUUUUGAAUUUUGAAUAUUUUGAAAAUCUAAAACUGAAAAUCCAUUUUUUUAUUUAAAAAUGAAGAGUUGUGCAAGUGCAAGGCAGGAAUGCUGAUUAGAGUGAAGCAUCCCUUGUACAUUGAGUCUGAUAUGUUGAUACUUGACAGUGACUAAUUGGUUUGAAAGUGAGUUGAUUUUAUUGUAUAAAUCAGAGCAUGGGAAUGAGUGUUUUAUUACAUUACACUGUUCAUGAGACACCGGGAGCUUUAAGUUGCUGAUCUGUGGUGAUAUUAAUGAGGAUACCACAGCCAAUAAAGAUCCUGUGAAAUAUUUCAUGGAGUUUGU